UUUAAACUUAAAAAAUAGCAAAAGUAUAGAAAAUAAACAUAACAUUAAAUAAUUAAUAAAGAAAUUUUGUGUGUAAAUAUUUUGUUUUUAUAAAAUCAAAAUUAAUUUCCGGCGCAUAAAGAUUUUUUCAAAACUGGAUUAUAAUAAAUCCGACGAUAUUGGAUCUCUACAGGAAAAUAAUUCAGGCAUAACCAACAAAAUGGUUAAACGCACUGAUGGUUCAGAAUCCCCCACAUUAGCGGAAUCAGAUGCAGAUGGUCAUGAAAAACCACGUGUAAAAUAUGGAGAAUUAGUUAUAUUGGGCUACAAUGGUUAUUUGCCUCAAGGUGAUCGUGGUCGCAGACGUUCUAAAUUCGUUUUAUAUAAACGCAGUGAACCCAGUGGUGUUAAACGUUCCAAACAUUAUAUUGUCCAAUCACCACAAACAUCUAAAGCCAUACUCGAUGCCAAUCAACACUCAAUAUCAUACACAUUAUCACGGAAUCAAGCUGUUAUAGUCGAAUAUAAAGAGGAUACAGAAACCGAUAUGUUUCAGGUUGGACGCUCCUCAGAGUCGCCUAUUGAUUUUGUUGUAAUGGAUACACUGCCUGGUGAUAAAAAAGACGCAAAAGUAAUGCAGAGUACAAUAUCACGUUUUGCAUGUCGUAUCUUGGUCAACAGAUGUGAACCUUCAAAGGCGAGAAUAUUUGCAGCCGGUUUCGAUUCGAGUAGGAAUAUAUUCUUGGGUGAAAAAGCUACAAAAUGGCAAGAUAAUGUAGAAAUAGAUGGCCUUACAACAAAUGGUGUUUUAAUCAUGCAUCCAAAGGGUCAAUUUUGCGGUGGCAAUGCCAAAUGUGGUCUAUGGCGUGAAUGUUCGGUGGGUGGCGAUGUCUUUAGUUUGCGUGAAUCACGCUCAGCCCAACAAAAAGGACAACCGAUUUAUGAUGAAUCAAAUAUUUUACAAGAUGGCACUUUAAUUGAUUUAUGUGGUGCUACAUUAUUAUGGCGUUCUUCAGAUGGUCUACAACAUUCACCGACCAAACGUGAUUUAGAGAAACUGAUUGAUGAAAUCAAUGCUGGUCGCCCUCAAUGUCCUGUUGGCCUUAACACUUUAGUUAUACCCCGUAAAGUUAACAUUGGUGAUCAAAUUAAUCAGCCUUAUGUGUACUUAAAUUGUGGUCAUGUUCAAGGUCAUCAUGACUGGGGCCAAGACAAAAGUACUGGCGCCCGACGUUGUCCCAUGUGUCUAGAAGUUGGUCCUGUGGUUACACUGUGUAUGGGUUUAGAGCCAGCGUUUUAUGUAGAUAUUGGUCCACCAACAUUUGCAUUUAAUCCAUGUGGUCACAUGGCUACAGAAAAAACGGUCAAAUAUUGGGCUAAUGUUGAUAUACCACAUGGUACAAAUGGUUUUCAAGCUGUUUGUCCAUUUUGUGCGACGCCCCUUGAUGGUAAUUCCGGUUACAUUAAAUUAAUUUUUCAAGAUAAUUUAGAUUAAAAUAAAUAUGUAUAAUAAAUAUUAAAACAAAAUAAGGAAAAUUGCAAAAAAAAAAA
This is a messenger RNA of Lucilia cuprina (Australian sheep blowfly), 1530 nucleotides long. It is a transcript of the gene Pli, whose product is annotated as protein pellino. The transcript is spliced from 9 exons. Gene Ontology annotation, biological process: protein polyubiquitination; regulation of Toll signaling pathway. Gene Ontology annotation, molecular function: ubiquitin protein ligase activity; protein binding. Bases 200 to 1474 code for a protein of 424 amino acids. Lineage: Eukaryota; Metazoa; Arthropoda; Insecta; Diptera; Calliphoridae. The record is from RefSeq and is a predicted model, not a curated record.